This is a messenger RNA of Ichthyophthirius multifiliis, 1659 nucleotides long. RefSeq lists its product as hypothetical. Lineage: Eukaryota; Ciliophora; Oligohymenophorea; Hymenostomatida. The transcript has 9 exons. The record is from RefSeq and is a predicted model, not a curated record. Gene Ontology annotation, biological process: intracellular signal transduction; peptidyl-serine phosphorylation. Gene Ontology annotation, molecular function: ATP binding; protein serine/threonine kinase activity.
AUGCAAGAAUCAUAAGAGCAAUUAAGCAAUAAUUUUUAAAUAUCUAAUGGAACAAAAGAAAGAGUUGAAGCUGCUAAAUCAUUUAUAGAAUAAAAAUAUUCUAAAUAUAUUUAAAAAGAAAAAGAUAAAAAAGAAAAUUGGAAUUUAUUAAUUUAGAAAAUGUAAAUUCUAAAUUUUACAGAAGAUGAAAAAGAGGCAAUAAAGAAAGAAAUAUUAAUGAGAGAAGCUGAAUAAAUGAGAUAAGCGAGAUAAAAAUUAACUCCAAGUGAUUUCGAGCCUAUAAAGGUUAUUGGAAAAGGUGCAUUUGGAGAAGUUAGACUAUGUCGUUGGAAAGAAAAUAAUAAAGUUGUAGCCAUAAAAAAAAUGAUAAAAAAAGAAAUGGUAAAUAAAAAUUAAGUAGGACAUGUAAGAGCAGAAAGAGAUAUUAUGGCAAGUGCAGAUAAGACUUGGAUAGUAGAUUUGGAAUGCUCUUUUUAAGAUGAAAAUUAUCUUUAUUUAGUAAUGGAGUAUUUACCAGGAGGUGAUUUAAUGUCGCUUUUAAUGAAAAAAGAUAUACUUUUAGAAGAUGAAGCUAAAUUUUAUACUGCGGAAACUUUGCUAGCACUUGACGCCGUACAUAAAAUGAAUUACAUACAUAGAGAUUUAAAACCUGAUAAUAUUUUAAUUGGAAAUGAUGGGCAUAUUAAAUUAACUGAUUUUGGUCUUUGCAAACAUACAGAAAUAAGGCCAAAAAGGCUUGAUAUAGAAAAAAAGAAAGAUGAACCUGAAAAACCUAGUUUAUAAUUAUAAAUAGGAAAAAGAUCAGGUUAUAGAAGAAAUAGAAUAUUAGCAUAUUCAACUGUUGGUACUCCAGAUUAUAUAGCUCCAGAAGUAUUCGGGAAAACGGGAUAUACUGAAACUGUUGAUUGGUGGAGCUUAGGAGUUAUUUUAUAUGAAAUGUUAGUUGGUUAUCCUCCUUUUUUUUCGGAUAAUCCUUCAAGUACAUGCUCAAAGAUAUUAAAUUGGAGAUAAACUUUUUAAAUUCCUUAGGAAGCAAAUUUAUCAGCUGCAGCAAUUGAUUUAUUAAGAAGACUUAUUGCAGAUCCUAAUGAAAGAUUAGGUGUAAAUGGAGUUGAAGAAAUAAAGGUACAUCCAUUUUUUGCUAAAAUUGAUUGGAAAAAUAUUAAAAAAACAAAACCAACAUUUAUACCAGAAUUAAAUAGUGAUGUAGAUACAAAAUAUUGCGAAAACUUUGAAAAUGAAGAACCUUGGAUAUCUUAAGGAGAAAAUUCAAGUUAAAAAAAAUAAAAGUAAAGAAAAGAUGUAAACUUUAUUGGAUAUACGUAUAAAAAAAAUAAUGAUGAUUAAACAAACAUUGUAUAAGAAGUACUUAUAAAUUUAGAUUAUAAAUAAAAAGUUAAUACUUAAGAAGAUAAAAAUGAAGAAUAAGAAGAUUUAUAAUAAGAACAAGAUAAAGAAAUAUAUAAAAAAAAUAAUUAAUAAUUUGGAACUAUUAAAGUUAAUAAAAAAUUUGACAAUAUAAAUUUUGGAGGUCCGAAUAUAAAUCCAAAGUUAGAUUUAUUAUCUGAACAUUCUUAUUUUUGUUUAUCAUCUUUUGAUAAUAAUGAACAUUCUUAUUCUCUUGAAGGAUAAUGUUUUAGCUUAUUUUUUAUUGUUUGA